GUCAGUCAGUCUCCGGUCCCGUGUAUCACCGUCGUGGUCCGCGCACGCAACGAGAACAAGCAUAACGGCCGCCCGCUAUACCGCAGUGCAUGUGCGUGCGUACAACAGUGUUUCGAGUGUGUGUAUCGCGAUUUAUACCGCCGCAGCCGCUUGUUCGUAAUAUUACGUAUAUAUAUAUAUACGUAUGAUUAACUAUAUAUUAUAAUACACACAUAUAUAUAUAUACAUAUAAUACUUACUUAUACCUACCGCGGCCACCCCGUGCGCGGGGGGGAAUGUACGCCUGGCGUCCGGCCAACUGCGAGUAAAAAUACGUAAAAUAUAUUAUAAUACCGCGACAGUACAAUAAUAAUAACGAUACAUCGGUUAAAUGGCCUUUGCUUUUCGGACGUCUCGCUGAAUUCACGUAGCAUUCGUUAUAUUUGAUACAUUAAUUGUAUAUACGCGACGAGCGUUUUUUGACGAGAAAAGAAAAAAUCGGAUCGCGAUGGUACACCGCAAUAACGUCCACGCCGUCACGGUGUGCGUUGUCGUCGUAGUGACUUUCGCGGUAUUUUCGUGGGCGCCCGCCGACGCCGAUCAGUCGGACACGGCCGACCCGUGCUACGACGGCGACCGGGCGCGUCGGUGCGUUCCUGACUUUGUCAACGCUGCGUACGGCGGUCACGUGGAGUCGACCAGCACGUGUGGCGUUGGUGGCCCCGAGCGGUACUGCGAGUUGGGUCCCACGUCCCAGGGUGUCUGCCACACGUGCGACGACACGCAGCCCAAACGCCGUCAUCCGGCCGCCUACCUGACCGACCCGAACAACCCGUACAACGCCACGUGCUGGAGGUCCGAGACACUGUCUGCGCAACCGGUGGAUCCGGCAUCGGCACUACCGCCGCCCGAUAACGUGACGCUGACGCUGUCGCUGGGAAAAAAGUACGAGCUCACGUACAUCAACCUUCAGUUCUGUCCAAAGGCCGCCAAACCGGAUUCUAUAGCAGUAUACAAGAGUAUGGACUACGGAAAAACGUGGCAACCGUUCCAGUUCUACUCGGGACAGUGUCGCAAGGUGUACGGCCGGCCCAACCGGGCCAUAAUCACCAAGGCCAACGAGCAAGAGGCUCUAUGCACGGAUUCGCACCGAUUCAACGGGGCCGGGUCGUCGGCAUCCCGAGUCGCGUUCAGCACGUUGGAAGGCCGGCCAAGCGCCAUCGACUUCGACAACAGCCCAGUACUCCAGGACUGGGUGACGGCCACUGACGUGAAAAUAAUAUUCAACCGGUUGCACUUCCCGUCCGCGCCUCCGGACUCAUCCGCCAGCGCUGCAGCGACCACCGCCAGCAGCACCGCCAGCACCACUACCAGCACGGCCACCAGCCUUUUUGCCGCCGGGGCAGAUCCAAAGUCAGAUUCGGACGAACCACUCAAUGGGAACAAGACGGGUGCUGAUUUGCUCAUGUUGAACCCGGACCAAGAGUUGCAGGGACACGAACCCGAGAAAACCACUGUCGUCGUUCCGGUGACCACCGCGUCGCCGUCGUCAGGCCGCACGUACCAUUAUGCCGUGUCCGACCUGUCGGUGGGUGGCCGGUGCAAGUGCAAUGGACACGCGUCCAAGUGCAUACCGUCAGGUCCCGGAGGAUCGCUGGUAUGCGAUUGCAAGCACAAUACAGCUGGACGAGACUGCGACCGAUGCAAGCCAUUCCAUUUCGACAGGCCCUGGGCUAGGGCCACUGUUCGCGAUCCCAACGAGUGUAAACCUUGUAACUGCAAUGAACAUGCAAAACGAUGUCGGUUCGACAUGGAGCUGUACAAACUGUCAGGUCGGGUGAGCGGUGGCGUGUGCCUUAAGUGUAGACACUUCACGGCUGGCAGAUACUGUCAUUACUGCAAGGAGGGAUACUACAGGGAUCCUACUAAGCCCAUAACACAUCGAAAGGCUUGUAAAGCAUGCAACUGUCAUCCAGUUGGUGCAUCCGGUAAAACAUGCAAUCACACUACUGGCCAAUGUCCAUGCAAAGACGGUGUGACCGGGAUAACAUGCGACAGAUGCGCUAAAGGAUACCAACAAAGUAGAUCGCAGAUCGCACCAUGCAUAAAAUUGCCUUCAAAGAUUUUUGUGAACCAAAUGUCGUCGGAUGCUCGUGCAGCAGGAAAUGAAGGAGGAGACGAAGGAGAUUAUGAUGAAGAUGACGAAGAUAACCACCACGAUCAAUGCGGCAAGUGUCGAUCCGGAACCAGGAGACUAAAUUUGAACAAGUACUGCCGCAGAGAUUACGCGAUACUGGGCAAAAUGUCGGAACCGAUAGUGUCUAAAAACUGGGCCAAAUUCACGAUGAACGUGCAGUCAGUGUACAAGCGUGGCCAGGCGUCGAGACUUCGCAGGGGGCCGACCACAUUCUGGAUACACGACAACGACCUGAAGUGCAAGUGUCCCAAGAUCAAGCCUGGAAGGCUUUACCUGAUCCUCGGCAAGGAGAACGACGGCGAACGGCGCGACGGACUGGUGUUGACGCAGAGAUCGAUAGUGAUCGAGUGGCGAGAAGAGUGGCACAACCGCAUGCGGCGGUUCCAGAGACGGGCCCAACACUGCGAUUAAAAAAAAAAGGAAAAACGUCAUUAAAAACUACAAUAUAUACCCUCAGCGAGAAAUCACCUUUAAGAUAUACAUAUAUAUAUCACUCACCAGAACCACCAACAUCCCCCCCACCACCACCAUCACUACUCCAACUUUCUCGUUCCCUGCAGGCUUCUAUAAUAAUAAUAUAUACGAUACGAGUCUCCCCUUAUUAUAUGGUUCUUUUCGUCCUUAUUACAAUAUUAGGUACGUAGGUACGUAGGUAGGAUACUCUUCAUCCGUAAUAUAUUAUUAUUAUUAUAAUAUAUACAGCCAAACACGAAUAUUUAUUAUUUCUAUAUAGACGUUAAUCGUUUUAAUUCGUCGACGUGCGGUGUAAUGUUAUGUGUGUGCGUGUACAUUGUGUGAGUACUAUAGAAAGAACACACGGCGUAACCGG
This is a messenger RNA of Myzus persicae (green peach aphid), 3005 nucleotides long. Its product is annotated as netrin-B-like. The record is from RefSeq and is a predicted model, not a curated record. NCBI's taxonomy places the organism in Eukaryota, Metazoa, Arthropoda, Insecta, Hemiptera, Aphididae. Bases 488 to 2587 code for a protein of 699 amino acids. Gene Ontology annotation, molecular function: protein binding. The transcript has 7 exons.